AUGGCGGCUCUGGUCGCCGCGUCGCCCGCCGGCAGAGAAAACGCGUUUUCCCAACAAAGGACCCCGAGAUGGUGGAAGAUGGCAAAGGCUGACCCUGCAACACUAUCCUUUUACGACAUGGCGGAGGUUGGGUGUAUUUCUCCAACACCUUGCAUUGCCGAUUGGCGCCAUCGCAUGCACACCGCCAUGCUUCAGAACUACAAGCCAGGACAACGGUAUUCCACUCCAAACUACAAUGUCUACCUAAGAGCAGCUGCGCUGGUCGCAGCCUUAUUGCAGGAAUUAGCAGACCGUCCUCAGCCUUAUGGAAGCUGCUCCUCCCUGUCCAGCGACGACUCGCUGCCAUUGCAAGACUGGCAAGUACCAGCGGCAUACGCACAAGUAUUCACCUCACCGGAUCACCCUCGAUCCUUGUCUCCUGAUAAAAAGCCGACGGCCCGGAUUGCGACAAUGGAUGCUCGCAUAGAUUUUGGUGGCUUGUACGGGGUACAGUCUAGAGCUAAGAAGAAGAAAGCCGGGAAAGCUGCUCCGGCAAAAUGGCUCGAGUCAGACAACGAAGGAAACGGGAAUGCUGCUGGCAAUGGUGAAGAUGCUGGGGCUGGAGGCGGUGAUCAAGGCGGAAGCGCCGGUGGCGAUGGCGGCGGCGAUGACAACAACAAUGGGGGAGGCGGUGACGAGGAAGAGUGGGACUUUGGUGGCAGCAAGAAGAACAAGAAGAAGAACAAGAAGAAGCAAGAGGAGGAAGAGAGGAAAAGGCAGGAAGAGGAGGAGGAGCAGAAGAAGAAAGAGGAAGAAGAGGCUGCAAACCCAUUAAGCUGGGCUGACGAGGCGAAUAACGCUGCAGUGGAGGAUGACUGGACUACAGGUUUCACCACCAAAAAGGAUAAAAAGAAGAAGAACAAAAAGGGGAUCGACGAGCCUCUUCCUUCUGCUCCAGAUCCUCCAGGCGCGGCUUUCCAAGACAUCAGUCUAGAUGAUAGUGCCCCGAAGCUAGAAUUUAGUUUCGGUGGUACUGACAGCAAGAAGGACGCGGGAAGCUUUGGUGCCUGGGGUAAAACAUGGGACUUUGGAUCACUCGAUACUGGAACGGGAAAAGUCGACGACAAGGCUUCUAAGAGGGAUAACGACAAGAAGGAGGAAUCGAGUGGGCUUGGAGAGACUAACCCCUGGUCCUUGAGUAACAAGUCGAAAAAGAAGACGACUACCUCGUACGGUUUCGAUUUUGGUGACCUGGAUUCUGGCGACAAAGGUUUCGCUCUUGAUGGAGACAUGGCCGACAGUAAGCCCACUGAUGAUGCUUGGGGAUUUUCCACCGUCAACAAGAAGGACAAGAAGAAGAAAGAUAAUGGAUUCAGUGAGACUACUGUGGUGGACCCAGGCUCAAAAGAUGACGACCUUCUGGGUGCUUGGGGGACCUCGACCUCGAAGAAAGAUAAGAAAAAGAAAGGAUUUUACGAUGAAGAUCCUGCACCGCCGCCUCCGCCACCAGCAGACCCAGAGCCUGUGGCUGCGGAGGACGAAUGGUCAGGUUUCACGACGAAGAAAGACAAGAAGAUAGGGAAAAAGGGCGUCAUCGAAGAACCUCCUGCCGACAUAAAGGAAACUGUUGCUGACAACGGAGCCAUGGACAAUGCCUUCGAAUGGGGAUUUGGAACAGGCAAAAAGGACAAGAAGGCAAAAAAGGGUGCUUUCGGCGAUUUCAAUGACACUGAUGAUCUUCUAGCCAUACCUGCUCCUGCCCAAGAGCCAAUCCAAGCAGUCGAUGACGGUGACGACUGGAUGUCUGGGGCUUGGGGAAAGAAGAAGGACAAGAAAGGCAAAAAGGCGGGUAUCGAAGAUUUGUCUGCUUCUGUCGACUUCGGGAGCACCGCUGAUGCUAAGACGACAACAAGUGAUACUCUAGCAGCUGAUGAGCCUAUAACGGGAAAGGGCAAAAAAGAUAAGAAGGGCAAGAAAGGCUUCGUCAUUGAAGAAGAGCCGCCACCGCCGCCAGUCGAGCCACCAGCCGAACCAGACGACAUUUGGUCCUCAAUCGGCAAAAAGGAUAAAAAGGGGAAGAAGGGUAAAGUAACCAGUCCUGAACCCUCAAUUCCAGAUCCUAUUGUCGAAAUCGAACCACUAGAGGAGACGGUCAAAGAAGAAUAUGCUGACACUACUGGGUGGGCAAAUCUUUCCGCAAAGGAGCGGAAAAAGAAAGAAAAGGAGGCUAGGAGAAAAGGACUGCUUAUUCCUGGCGACGAACCUCCAGCUCCAGCGCCGGCUCCGGACCCAUUACCAGAGCCGGAACCUGAGAUGGAAGCCACCAAAGGAGAUGACUCUUGGGGUUUUGGUGGUUGGGGCACAUCCACUAAGGACAAGAAGAACAAGAAGAAAGGCUUCUUUGACUAUGAGGAGGAAGCUCCGCCGCCGCCUCCAGAGCCAGAGCCGAUUCCGAAGGAGGAGCCGGAAACGGCUUGGAGCUUUUCCAGCAAGGACAAGAAGAAGGGGAAGAAAAAGGGACUUCUAGACGUGGUUGAAGAGCCACUACCUCCCCCUCCAGCUCCUGAGAUACAAGACAAGGAAGAUGAUACCUGGGGAGCGUUCACAACUUCGGCGAAGGACAAGAAAAAGAAGGAGAAAGACGCCAAGAAGAGCGGAUUUCUCGAUGUGCUCGAUGAGCCAGCCAUGCCCGAGUCCCACGUUGAACCUGAGUCCAAGGAUAACGAUGGCUGGUCUCCAUGGGGUACUACUUCUUCCAGUGAUAAAAAGAAAAAGGCCAAAGACACCAAGAAAAAAGGCUUCUUGGAUAUUGACGAGGAACCCCCUCCACCCCCACCGGAGCCGGAACCUGCGCCAGUUGCAGAUGUUGUAGAAGAAGAUAGUUUCUUCGGACUGUCGGCUAAAGAAAGGAAGAAAAAAGAGAAAGAAGCAAAAAAGAAGGGAGCCGCAGUCGCAAUCCCUGAACCCGAGCCUGAGCCUGAACCUGUCAUCGAACCAGAGCCGGUGGAAGAAAAGACCGACAGUGCCUGGAACUCUUGGGGGACGGCAAAGGAUAAGAAGAAAGCCGGCAAGAAGAAAGGAAUCACUAGCGAACUUCCCGAACAAGAACCUGUGCUCGAGCCUAUUGUAGAGCCAGAACCGGUGGAGGAAAAGAACGACGAUGGCUGGGGUUCCUGGGCCGUCUCAUCGAAAGACAAGAAGAAGGCGGCGAAGAAGAAAGGAGCAGCCACCGAAGAUCCACCCGCCGAGCCCGAGCUCAUCAUCGAACCAGAACCAGCGGAAGAAAAGGUGGACGACACCUGGGGUUCCUGGGCCACCUCAGCAAAGGACAAGAAGAAGGGAGCCAAGGACUCGAAGAAGAAAGGUAUCGCGGAGGUCGAAGUGCCUCAACAGUCUGAUAAACCCGCACCUCCUGCUGAAGAUGUUAUCUGGGGCUCCUGGGGAUCAAAGGAGAAGAAGGGCAGUAAGAAAUCAAAGGGCAAGGACGACCUUCCUCCCCCAGCUCCAAGUCCUCCAGCUCAGGGUCUAACUCCGGAGCCUGAUCCGGCGGAAAUGAUGGAUGAUGACCUGGGCGGAGACACAUGGGCAGGUCUGACCAAAGUGAAAAGCAAGGCAUCGUCGAAAAAGAGCACGACUUCAAAGCUGUCAACAGGAAAGGACAAGACGAAGAAAAGCAAGGAAGCAGAUGAGUCUUUUGACUUUGCCCCGGCCGACGAACCGUUGCCAGACGUGACUCCAGUCAGCGCUACAAAGAGCAUGUGGGGUUUUGGUGCCUCGACUACAACCACCAAAUUAACGAAAAGGGAGGAGCUAAAGGCGAAGAAGGAAGCAGAAGAGAAGGCCAGACUGGAGGCGGAGGAACAGGCUAGAAAGGAAGAAGAGGAGAGGCUCGCUCGCGAGGCUGAAGAAGCUGCGAAGAGCUCGAAAAAGAAGACCACCAAAUCGUCCAAGACGGAUGCGAGAGCCAGCAAAGCAAAGGAUGCCGACGAGCUCAUUGACAUGUUCGGCGAGCCCACACAGGCCUCCAAAUCCGAGAAGGGGUCGAAGCUGAAAAAGACGUCGUCCAACAAAGAGGAAAAGGCUGAAGACAAGAAAGAGGACGACUAUUUUGGCUUCUGGGGUAGCGCGUCAACAUCCAAGAAGACAGCUGGCAAGAAGGACUUGGACUCACAAAAGGAAAUUACCCAGCAGGGGUGGCCCGAUCAGGAUGACGCGCUAGCCGACUUCUCGAGAGAUCUGGACUCGGGAUUUGACUUUGAAAAGCCUUCUUCUACUUCCAAGGCCGCAAAGGCAAUGCUCACCUCGACAAAGACCAAAACUAGCUCCUCUGUCGCCGAUCGCAUCAAGGCUCUGGAGGGCAAAAAGGAAGAGAGCAAGAAAAAGUCAAAGGCCGAAGCUGCGCUGACUAAGGAAUUGCCUCCACUAGACGACGCGCCAUCGCCGAAAGAGGAAAAGACGUAUAUUGACAAGGCCCCAGCCUCCAAGACGAAGACAGCUUCUGCCAGCAAGACGACCAAGGCCUCCAAGAAAGACGCGUCGCCGGUCACAGAAGAGAAGAGAUCAAAAGACUCCAUCCCUGGCAGCUUCCCUGGCGCGUUUGGUGACGACGACGACUUUCUCGACGACGUCCUCGACCUAUCGCCCACAUCACCUGAAAAGCCCAAGGCGAAGGCCACCACUGUUGGGAAAAAGAGUGCCAAAUCCAAGACAACCACACCCAAGGACUCAGCGACAAACGACAUAGGCCUAUUUGAGGGAGAAACAGCGCCCAAGGCCCCCUCCCCGCCCAUCGAAGACAAGAAAUCGUCCAAAAAAGAACGGCCCAGAGUUGAACGAUCCGCAACCACUUCUUGGGGAUUCUGGGGUGCAGCACCUCCGCCGAAGAAAGCUACCAAAGACAAAUCAAAGGACGAGGACGACAUGCCGCCGCCACCACCAAAGAAGGAGAAAUCACCAACCGGCCUGACCAGAACCAAGUCCACUCGGACUCCGAAAGAAAAGGAACUGGAGGACAGGAAAGAAGCUGAAAAGCUCUCCAAGUCAUCUGGAUCUGACAAGGAGGCCAAGUCCAAGAAGGCCGAGAGACCAAAGGCCGCGCGUGGUACCUCGUUUUCGAAUUUCAUGUUUGGAGGACCACCGCCGUCGGCUAUGCCGCGUUCCAAGACCACCAGUCGAAGACCAAGCAGUGCGGGCAGUUCAAGGCCGUCGUCUCGCCGUCAAUCCAUCGAUGGGUUCGCGUCUCCUCCACCUGAGGAUGAACCCCAGGUCACCGACAAAGCCGCCAAGCUCAUGGGAAUGAAGUCUAGCAAGGUCGAACGCCGUCCAUCGGUGAAGAGGAAAUCUUCAGGUAAGUCAACGAUUAUGACCGCGGGAAGCCAGAUGAUAGCUAAUCCGCCGUCAUUAGCUGUUCCAGACCCAUAUCCCAUUGACGAUGAUGACAUGGUCAUGAUCCAUACCAACGACGAUCCUCCGGUUGUGAAUAGCGUCGCUGUCCCCCAAAAUUCAAAGUCUAGGUCCUCCAGAUCAAAGAAAGAGGUAGGUGCACGACCCUCCUCGUUAAAUCUAGGCCACGUGUUCCGCCCGUCCUGGUCGCCGGAUUUCAAUAAAGAACUUCAUGCUGACGGACGGGUUUCCUUUACGCAGAUCAAGUCACACAGCAAAAAUAUCUCCCAGGACGAUGAUGUUGUCAUGGUCGAGAGCCCUACACAUGCAGACCCCUUGGUGACAAGCGGACCCGACGACAUGGCGUUUGUGGAUCAUCCGCCUGCAUUGAAGAGAAGCAACACUGCCCCGAGGAAAUCGACAGGGUUUUUUGGCAGCUUCUUUGGCAGUUCUCGUUCUUUUGACGGGGACAGACAGCGACAUCGGAGCUACACUCUGACCGAUGGGGAAGACCUACCUAUCAGGACUAAAGAUAAAACAAAGAGGCGUUCCCGAGUUGUGGACGGGGACGAAUUCACCACAGAUGCGCCCGCUGAAACAGAUGCCGACAUGGAAGCUCGACGGGCUGAAAGAAGGGCCAAACGUGAAGCGCGUGACCAGGCAGAAGAAGCCGAUCGCGUCGAGCGUGAGCUCAAACGGAAGGAAAGAAGAGAGCGUGAAAAGGCGGAUCUCGAAGCUCGUCAACGCAAAGCUCGGGAGCGUGAAAGACGAGAACAAGAGGAGGAAGAGAAGCGUCGCGAAGAAAAGCGGGCUCGACGUGCCGCCCGAGAAGCACGCGCGGCACAAGAAGAGGCAGAGGCGAACGCAGAAGCCGACCGCCGGCGGGAAGAGCGCCGGCGACUUCGUGCGCAGCUCGAGGCUGAGCAAGGAGUCAAUCGCGAUAUUUCGAAAGACGAUCGUCGCAGAUCAUAUUAUGCAGAAGAGGAGGAAAGACGAAAGCGGAAAGAACCGAAAGAUGAUCGGAAACACAAAGACAAAGAGAGGUCGAGCCGCAAGAGAUCCAGCGUCCUGGUUGAAGAAUAUCACGAAUCUCGAAGUGGCAGCGGUAAAGGAAUCGCACCCCCAGCCAACAAGACCAGCUCAUGGGUCAACUCUCAAGCUGACGAGCCACCCGACCUCCCACCUGUAGAGGGCACAAUCCUCGAUCCGAGUGGCGAAAAGCCACGAGCAGCGGACGAGGGGCCCGGAGCUAAACGCAAUGGUCGCCAUCGCGACAAAUAUGCAGGGAUGACGGACGCAGAAAUCGAAGAAUACCGUGCUCGCAAGAAGAACUCGCGUCGCGCCGAGGGCAAAUCAGCCAGUGGAGGCAGCGACGAGCGAGACAAGGAGCGAGAACGAAGAGAACGACGUCGGCGCAGAGACCGCGAACAGUCUGAUGGUCGCGGCUAUGGCUAUGAGGAGGCGCCCGUCAAAACUUGGGACGGACGUCCAGCACUCGGCGGCAAGAAUGACAGCAAGAGGAGGAGCUUCCUCGGAGGUCUUUUCUAA
Fonsecaea monophora is the source of this 6909-nucleotide messenger RNA. RefSeq lists its product as hypothetical. The record is from RefSeq and is a predicted model, not a curated record. Lineage: Eukaryota; Fungi; Ascomycota; Eurotiomycetes; Chaetothyriales; Herpotrichiellaceae. The transcript is spliced from 3 exons. The coding region runs from base 1 to 6909 and encodes 2302 amino acids.